Molecule: messenger RNA, 621 nt
Organism: Phodopus roborovskii (desert hamster)
Lineage: Eukaryota; Metazoa; Chordata; Mammalia; Rodentia; Cricetidae
Gene: Sdhaf4
Product: succinate dehydrogenase complex assembly factor 4
Exons: 3
Coding region: 74-388 (104 amino acids)
Biological process (GO): mitochondrial respiratory chain complex II assembly
Cellular component (GO): mitochondrion
Source: RefSeq, a predicted model, not a curated record
CGGGUCCCGGGCCGGGUCCGAGGUGGCCCCGCCCACUGGCUGCGCGUGCGCAGACGCUGUGGGAGAAGGCAGUAUGGUCUCCGCCAGCCUUGCGGGGUCUCUGGUGGGCUCCGUCCGGAGAGCAACAAGAUUUUCCCUUCUGAAUAAUUCUUUGAGGAAAGUGAGUUAUCAAAAAGGAAAAUCCGAACCCAUGAAGCAACCUCUUAAGAAGUCAAAGUUGCCAGUGGGCCGUUUUGAUGCGCCAGAGGAUUCCAACAUGGACAGGGAGCCGCUGACGAAGUUCCCAGAUGAUGUUAAUCCAGUUACCAAAGAAAAGGGCGGACCCCGGGGCCCAGAGCCCACACGAUACGGAGACUGGGAACGGAAAGGACGCUGUAUCGACUUUUAGGUCACACAUCCGUCCAUCCGUCGUUUUCCGAAUGACUCUCUGCACAGUGUUCUUCCUCUGCAUCCAUGUAGUUUUCACCCUGUGUGGUAGCCGUGAAGAACAAACGCCGCUGUAAAUUAGGGAAGGGGAAACACUUUUCCAUGUUAACUUUGACUUGUGUGUUGGGGUAGAGAGAGUGUGGUGAGAGCCGCAAGCCUUUGCUAUGAUCUUUGUCAAAAUAAUCAGUUGCUUAU